AUGGCUGAUUUAAUAUUUUUAUUGUGUUUUGCAUUUUUGUUAAGCCAAAAUGUGGCACAAACAGGCCAAGUGCAAGCAACCUCCGGCAGUGUCGCUGGAUGUUCGUUUCACACGCUGGAUGGAGUUGCUGCUGAAAGCGAAGGUGUUCGUUUCAUACGACUGAGAGAAGAUGCCCAGGUGGGCAAAGAGAUUUUACGGCUGCAGGCCUAUCCGCGUUCCAGUGUCGCCCUCAAGGGCGCCGAUGCCAGCGGCGAUCAUAAAUACUUUAAUUUGACGGAAUAUAAUGCCACAACUCUGGUGGUUAGUCUCGCACGUUCAUUGGAGCGCUUGGUGGAUCGUGAUGUACCCAGAAAUUUGUUGAAAUUUCGCAUACUCUGCGCUGGCCGUCAGGAGAAACUGGAGGAGGGCAGCUAUCUCUCCAUUACCGUUUACAUUGAGGAUGUCAACGAUAAUGCUCCAGAGUUUCUAAAUACUCCAUAUGUGAUCGAUGUGGAUGAGAAUACAGCUGUGGAGAGCAUAGUCUUCGAAGGAGUACAGGCCUUUGAUCGUGACAAACCCAAUACGCCGAAUUCGGAGAUUCACUUUAGCAUGACCACGGUGCCCGAGCAGAUAUCAGCCGAUGGCAGUCCAUACUUUGCCCUAAAGAGUCCCCACCGGCCACUGCUAAUCCUGAAACGAGAACUGGACUUUGACAAUGGCAUCAGGCAAUUCAAUUUACCAAUUUUUGCCUGGGAUCGUGGAACUCCAGCCAAUCAGGCCAACACUACAAUUACAAUCAAUGUGAGGGAUGUAGACGAUUUACCACCGAAAUUCACUGAAGGAGUUUAUCGGACCAAGAUCAAUGAGUUCUAUCCCAUGACUGGAGUUCCUGUACGCAUUCCUCUGUACUUUGCUCCACCCAUUAUGGCCUUCGAUCAGGAUUCACUGAAUGCCACACUUAUUUAUGAAAUCAUUUCCGGCAAUGAGCGACAACUAUUCCGUGUGAAUCCCCACAAUGGAGUUAUGUAUUUGCAGAAAGAAAUCGACUUGGAGGAAGAGAGUUUGCCGGGCAAUAGUUUUGUAAUUCAAUUGGAGGCCCGACAGAAGGACAAUCCCCUCAAGAAGGCGUUAGCUCGCAUUGAAGUCGAGGUUCUUGAUCUGAAUGACAAUGUGCCAGAGUUCGAGGCCGAUUUCUACAAUAUUUCUAUAGUGGAAAAUUUACCCACAGGCUUUAGUGUACUUCAAGUGAAUGCUCUUGAUCGUGACCAGGGUGAGAAUUCGGAAUUUUUGUAUAAUCUGGUGGAGACCAAAGAUGCCGCUGGUGCCUUUCGCAUUGACUCACGCUCCGGUUGGAUUACUGUACGAGAUGAUCGUCUGCUCGAUCGAGAGAAACGCAAAUCGAUUCAAUUAAAUGUUGAGGCCUUGGAGCGGAAUCCAUCCUAUCUAGAUGACAAGCAUUUGAAAAAGCCUGGUCCCAGUCGGGUUCGUGUAGACAUCACUUUGCUGGACACCAACGACAAUACUCCCAAAUUUGAUCAUGGCAACCUUUAUGAGUUCAAGGUGCCAAUUACUGCACCAAUUGGCCAUAAGAUUGGUCAAGUGGUGGCCCACGAUCCCGACGAUGGACCAAACGGGCAGUUGCUAUACGAGCUGCAGCGCCCCAAAGGCAGUGGCUACAUACCCUUUCGAUUGGACAAUAAGAAUGGAACCAUCUAUGUGGGUGGGCCCCUCAGGCGUGGCCGCAUUGCUGUAUUUGUGGAGGCCAGUGAUCAGCCUACAAAUCCAUCAGAGCGUCGCUUCUCCUUGGCCGUGAUUACGAUUGAAGUGUAUGCAACCAUAGAUGAUCAGGCCAUUGAUUUUGUUGGGGCUCCCUACGAGUUUUGGGUGGGUGGGCAAACUGCAUUGGGCACAUCAGUUGGUCAGGUGCGGACCACUCUGAUCUAUGAUGGUGAAGAUGAGAUAAUGUACGACCUACUGCAUACCUAUUCGGAGGGUGUACCCUUUGCCAUAGAGGAGCGUUCGGGCAUUAUAACAGUGAUCAGGGAAUUGUCGGAAUUCAAACGCAAAGUCUAUAACUUUGAGGCGGUGGCAAAUUAUCUUUUUGCCAACUCAUCCAAGCCGCUGAUCAUAUCGCGUAGUUCACCACCUCUAACCACAGCUGCCUCGACGGAACUCAGCGAUGAAGGGGUGCUCAUUACGAAUCUCACAAUUCACAUUGUUGCCAAGCCAGAGCAGAAGGUGCCCAUACGCCCAGUUAUAGAGGAGAUUAACAUGAACAUAAUCAACUUCCAUGUGGAGGAGAAUCUGGUGGGUGGCAUCAUUGGUCAGCUGCUCUAUAAAAAUGGCCUCAAUGUGGUCAAUAACGAGUUGGGCAGCUUCCGGGAGAUGCCUGAAAGUAACCUUACACUGGGCAGUCGUUUCCGCAGUCGUAAUCGCAGCCGUAGUUCCAAGUCGAAGCGCCGUCUGCCACGUCGAUUGGCCGGAGACACCAAUCUCAAACUGCGCUACAUUAUAGCCAACCAACAGGAGGUGGUCAAUAAGAUAUCCAUCACGGAGGAUGGAACACUGCUAACACUGAUUGGACUGGAUCGCGAGCAACAAGCCAGCUAUGAACUGACUGUGAUUGUAGAGUAUAGCACGGGUCUGGUAAGCGGAGCUGGAAUCUAUCAAGUCAAUAUAAAGGUAGACGAUGUCAAUGACAACGCCCCAAAGUUCAAUGCCCUCACCUAUGUGGGUCUGAUCAACGAGAAUUGUGCACCCGGAACAGAGUUGUCCAUGAACCAGGCCAUACUUAUAAACGAUGCAGAUGAAGGAGUAAACGCAGAGUUCCGGGUCCAACUGCAGGGCGACUACAGUGAAGAAUUCACCAUUGAGUUUGUGAAUGUCAGCUCUAAUACUAAUGGGAGUCAGCACAGGAUUCCAGCGGGCACAGGGGCAUUUAACAUAUUCAACUUGACCGAUCAGUGGAAUGAUGAGUUCAAGUACCAGGAACUGCACACUUCCUUCAUGCAAUCGAAUUUUAAGCUCAGUAGUGGUCCCUACUUUCGGAUCAGUUACACGGGCAAACGGGGACUGGACAGAGAGAAGCAGCAGCUGUACAAUCUAAAGAUCAUAGCUGCCGAUUCUGGAGGCUUGUCGGGUUAUGCCCAUUUGACAAUUCUGGUGGCUGAUGUCAACGACAAUGCUCCCAUUUUUGAGCGUAUUUCUGUUUUCAAAGACUCAAGAUUGGAGAUCCGGGAAUACACAACGGAUAUGGAGAUUUACUUUGUGGAAAGCUCCAAUGCAUUGAUGGCUCCAUCGGCUACGGCCACAAUGAUGCUGGCACCGCCUCCCUAUCACAUUCCCGGAUCUCCGCGUCUACAUAUGGAUAGGGAGAGGGGAGUCGUAGGCCGUGCCAAGUCCCGUCGUCGCUUUGCCCGCUCCCUACAUCCAAAGUGUCCACUAUUUGCCGUCUACGAGGAUACACCGGUGGGGGCUAAGCUCUUGCAAUUGAGUGCCAGUGACGAGGACUUUGGAAAGAAUGCUCUGCUCCACUAUGAACUUGUGGCUGAGCAGGUUAAACGUUCUCCGGCUAUGCCCAUGAUUAAGCUGCAAGGAGUGCGAUAUUUCAACAUGGAUAAACUUAGCGGAGAACUCUCGGUUAACUAUCCACUGGCUGCCAACAUCGAGAUAUUGGUGAAUCUGAGUGUAACAGACAUUGAUGGCUUAAAGGAUACCACUUGCCUGCGAUUCACAGUGAUGGAUGUGAACAAUCAUGCGCCAACUUUCAAAAAGUCCUGGUAUAGCUUCGACACAGCCGAAGGAGACUACAAGGACAGUGUGUUGGGUCAACUGAUGGCCAUUGAUAUGGACUUUGGCGAGAACGCCAACGUAACCUAUAGCCUUAGUGACCUUGAGCUGCCUUUCACCAUCAAACCAGCUUCGGGGGUGCUUAAGAUCAAUGGGCAACUGGACCGUGAACUGAAGGACAAAUACAAUUUCCAGGUUGUGGCCACUGACAAUGCUCCGCCUUUGCAGCGGAUGUCCAGCAGCGUGAAUGUGGAGGUCAAUGUGUUGGACAUCAAUGACAAUCGUCCCGAAUUCAUUGGCUACGACGAACAGACAAAGGCCAUCAAGUACAUACCACAAGUUACGGAUAGAACCCAAAUGCUGCCCGUCUAUAAAGCCUAUCUGGAUCGGAGUACCCAGCCGGGUACAUUCGUUAAGCAACUGGCCGCCAUUGACAAGGACAAUGUGGGAAAUGGCAAUGGACUGGUUCUGUACUCCAUUCGUCAUCAGGAGAUGCAGGCUCCGUUAUUCCAGAUCGACUCCCGCGAUGGAACCAUCACCACAGUGUCGCACAUCAGUGGCUACAAUGAUUAUGAACAUCUGAAUGUCUCAGUUAUUGCCUCAGAUCUGGGAAGUCCGGCACUAUCUGCCACCGCUGUUGUCAUAGUUAAUCUGCAGGGUCAAGCGGUGACCACCUCCACGACGACACCCACCACUGAAGUGCCCGUAAAUGUGACAAUCUUCCACCAUCCCUACUUUGAGGUUAAGUUGAGUGAAAACAAUGAGGCGCCAACUGAAGUGAUGCGUUUGAAUCUAAGUGCCGGAUUGAAUGCCGACAACUAUCGCUGGUCGCUGUGGCUGGAGGAAGGCCUGGACGAGACAGAUGCCCAUCCGCCUUUCGAGUACGAUGCCAAGAAUAUGCUGCUCUAUGCCCUAAAAUCGUUUGACAGGGAACACAUAUCACGCUAUCAACUACGCAUACGGGCGGAUCGCCUUAGCAGAGAGGCCCGUAACUAUGCCAAGGUGUCCUAUCCCGUGGUGGACGAACGCAUUGAAGGCCUCUCGCCCAAUGAAUGCCGCAUCCUCGUACACAUUACGGAUGAGAACGAUAAUCCACCCAAGUUUCGUGGCAAUGGGCAACCGAUUGUAGCAGUAUUGCCUCGUAGCGCCAGCUUUGGUUAUCCAGUGACUCGGGUAGUUGCCUCAGAUGCGGAUGAGGGUAUCAAUGCGGAGAUUCGCUAUCGCCUGCUGAAUGAGCCAACGUGUCUCUUUGGCAUCGAUGAGACAACGGGCAACAUUCGUCUUCUUGGUGAUUUGCCAAUGGAUGAACGAAUCUAUGGUUUCGAUGUAAAGGCCACCGAUCGAUUGGGUGCGGAUGAUGGUCGAAGUGGCAUUGUCAAUGUCUUUGUCUACAUCAUAGACGAGUCCAAGCAGGUGCUAUUGGUUGUCGCCGGUAAACCCAUAGAGGUGGAGAGUAAAAUUGAGGGGCUAAUGGAGGCUCUGAGCGAAGCCAUUGGCAAGGAUGUACGUGUAAGAUUACUCGAACCCCAUGCAGGAGGAUUGGAAGCCUCCACUAAUGCCUAUAUAUAUGCCGUGGAUCCACAUACAAAUGCCAUAGUGGAAAUGGAACAACUGCAGGACUCACUGGCUGGCCUACAACUCGAUGCACUUCAGUUGCAGCAACAUAGAGUGGAUGCCACAAAGGCCAUGCCCCGUAUUAUCGAAUUGGCCGAAUUCGGACAAGUUCCAAGACCCACACACGCCACCGCUUCCAGUUUUGUGGGAGGUCUGGAGUUUGUGACUCUCGUUCUUUUGGCCUUGAUUAGUCUGGGAGCACUUGUGGCCGCCUGUUGCUAUCUCUGUCUGCGGCAAAAACGUAUUCUCUGGUCUCAACGCAAUUUCGCCGCCUCGGAAGCCGGUCUCACCUAUACCAUAGCGGGCAUUAACAAUUCGCAUCGUGGCAAACAGCGAUGCCAGCAGCGCCAGCAACGACACACACAACGCUGCAGCAAGGGCAGCUCGGGUAGCCAACGGCCAACUAGUGCUUUUAUGCCCGAAUCCGUGUGCUCCUCGGCCCAGACCCAAUCGACGGCCACGGCCACUGAGAAAUUGGAGCAGCAGUUGCAUCAUCAUCAUCAGCAACAAGCUUUGGCCACGCAGCACCAGCAUCAUCAGUACCUGAACGAGCAACAGCACCGCCAACGCGAAUAUAUUGAUGUGCCACUACCCAAGUCCAUUGCCAAGGCUGCAGCUGCAGCGGCCGCAGCACAAGAUGGUAGCAUAGGAGGAGGCAUUGGAGGCGGGGCAAGCAGCACACCAUUUGUGCUAAAAUAUAAUUCCUGCCAGCCCGUUAACAAUCUCAACAACUAUGAGACUUCGUUGUUCUCACUCCACUCAACGGGACAGGACUCUGGCGUAGAGUUCCUGAGCAGUCGAGAACUUUACGAGACCUCACCGGAUUCCUUUCAGCACAGCAGCAGUGUGAAACGCUCUAAUAAUGCCGAAGUUCUUUGUCCCCGUCAUGCCAAGGCCCAUUUGGAAUUGCGUCAACAGCCACCGAAUACAACGGACAGUAGCGAUACCUAUGAGGAUUCCCUGAAAACAGAUGAGCCUCUGGUGGCUCACAAUUGUCGCAGCAGCAACUGUCAACAUAUCCAGCAUCAGCCCCACUAUCAGAACACAAGAUUCGAGAAGCGCUCUUGUGUGCGACACUCCUUCUCAGGGGUCAAGGACGAUCUGAUGCAACAUUCGCCUCAGAUAUCGCUACGUCCGCGGGGCCAUGCGCUGCGUAACUCCAUGAAUGAUUUGGAGCAGCGCCUACAUAAUCUAGAGCAGUCCUUUCGACGUCCACUCGAAUUUAGUAAAUCGAAUUCAUUGUUUUAGUAUCUAAGUGUAGU
This is a messenger RNA of Drosophila willistoni, 6644 nucleotides long. RefSeq names its product cadherin-89D (gene Cad89D). The transcript has 10 exons. Gene Ontology annotation, molecular function: calcium ion binding. Gene Ontology annotation, cellular component: plasma membrane. Gene Ontology annotation, biological process: homophilic cell-cell adhesion. NCBI's taxonomy places the organism in Eukaryota, Metazoa, Arthropoda, Insecta, Diptera, Drosophilidae. The coding region runs from base 1 to 6630 and encodes 2209 amino acids. The record is from RefSeq and is a predicted model, not a curated record.